AUGUGGGUGUUUGGCUUGCUGUUGUUGGUCAGCGAAAUAAACGCUUUUAAUGUCAGCCUCACGGGUUUUAACGAUGUGUGGUCGGUGCACUACCCUCCUCGCAAGUCAAACGUUCGUCGUCAACGCGCCUACCCUCCAUCUAUGCCGUUCCCCUGUCACGAGUCUCUCUCCUGGGGCCGCAGCAGACACGUCCCUACCUCUGUACACCGGCUCAGACCAGGGGAUAUAGACGUCGUGGCAGCUAUUGGAGACUCCUUGGUGGCAGGGAGUGGGGCUUUGGAAGAAUUCGCCCUGGGAGCGUUCGUUGAAUAUAGAGGAAUAUCUUGGUGUGCAGGCGGUGACAGUACGUGGCGUGAGUUCCUAACCCUCCCUAACAUCCUGAAGGAGUACAACCCUCAACUGCGAGGGUACUCCACGGGGACGGGCGAGUGGCUCGCUAAGAACUCGAGACUCAACGUGGCCUUCCCUGUCGCGUCCGACCAGGAUGCUUACAAACAAGCUAAGAUCCUGGUGGCGAGAAUGCGUUCGUCUCCUGACGUGGACAUGGCCCAUCAUUGGAAGAUGGUGACGGUAUUCAUAGGGGCCAAUGACCUUUGUUCAGCGUCGUGUCUCUCCCCUGUGGCCUGGUCGCCGGCUGCUCAUGCCAGGAAAUUGGCGCGAGCCUUGGACUACCUUCAUCAACACUUACCGCGGACUAUCGUCAACCUUAUACCGGUCUUGGAUGUGUCAGUAUCUGUGCGCGUGCUCCGUCCACUCAUGUGUCGUCUGAUGCACCCCUUGUUCUGUACGUGUUUCCACCGCGGAGGAGGCGAGCUGAGGGACCUGGUGCGGCAGGCGCGCCUCUACCAGGACGCGGAGAUGGCGCUCGUGGAGAGCGGUCGUUACGACUCUCGUCCCGACUUCACGGUGGUGGUCCAGCCGUUCAUGCGUCUGUUCAACGCGCCGUCGUCGGAGCCGCCGCUGCCGCUCGUCAUACACCAGUCAUACAUCACACACGACUGCUUCCACUUCUCACAGAAAGGACACGCGCUGGCCGCGAACCUCCUAUGGAACAACCUCCUAGAGCCGGUCGGUAACAAGUCGUCCCCGUCGCCGCCGUCCCUCAUGAAGUCGUUCCGCUGUCCGUCGCGCCGCGCCCCCUUCAUCUUCACCAACAUCAACUCCAAGGAGUUCCUCGUCACCGGCUCGCAGCCCGGAGCUGAGGAUGAAUACAAUCAAACUUGGUGA
Danaus chrysippus (African queen) is the source of this 1227-nucleotide messenger RNA. NCBI's taxonomy places the organism in Eukaryota, Metazoa, Arthropoda, Insecta, Lepidoptera, Nymphalidae. The record is from the annotation of a GenBank genome assembly.